AUGAGCCGUUUAAACGGUAGGCCCGGUGGCCUUAUGGGCUCCGUAGAUAGGGAUGACGAUUUUGAGCCAUCGUGCCUCGUGCGGACACCUUCGGGAAACGUUUACAUACCCACAGAUAUACCGAUAAAAAAAUCACCAUUAGAUUACAAAUCGAAUUCAUCGUGUAGUAGCCCGUCGAAAAUGUUAGAAAAUCAUCAGCAAAAAAAUUCUGAUCGGUGUUCAUUACCAUUUGGAACUCCAGUUCCAGUACUUCCCGUCCGUAACAAUUUACGACGACCGAAUUCAACUCAUUUUCCUCCGUCGAGAUUUCAAUUUAGAAAAGGGUUUACGAGUUGUUCGUGGAAGCGAACGGCUAUUAUAUUUAUUAUAUUAUCGGUUGUAUUAUUGGCAGCCGUUACUUACAUGUUAGACUGGUCAUAUCAAAAUGCUAAAGCAUGUUCCGUGCUUGUGGGUGAAAACACGGAGGUUUUAUAUUCGAAAAGUUCGACCGAUAUCUCGCAUAAUAAUAAUAAUAGAACAUCAACGGAAAAGUCUGUUGACGAUGUACCCGUUUCUCGAAGCAGCGGAAAUAGGUUCGUCAAUGACGACGAAUCAUUAGAAUUGUCACCGAUGAGAGAAAAAACAGAAUACGAAAAAACCAUACAGAGAAUAAUAAGACAAUCGAAUGGGGAUGAAGUAAAAAAGGAAACGGAAAUGAACGAAAAGGAAAGACCCGAUUUAAAUAAACUCGAUAACGAUUUAAAAACAAUCAUGGCGGAACGAGCUAGAACGUUUCCGGCAAAAUCAUUUCCACCGGAUGGUACAACUUUCGGUCAGAUAUCAUUAGGACAAAAAUUAUCUAAAGUCAUAGCGGCUUAUAGUUACUGGAACAUGCAAUUUUAUCAAUCGGAAUCCGCAUAUGUUAAAUUUGAUUUUAGCAUACCCAGAGGUGCCAGCAUAGGGGUAUACGCGAGAAAAGAUGCUUUACCAACUCACACUCAAUAUGAUAUCAUUGAAGUACUCAGCGGUUUUAAAACGAGAAACAAAAGAGGAUCACACUUGACCGUUAAAAAAGACACGAAAUAUUUUAUGGAACAAGGUCAUUGGUUUUUAUCAUUGUACAAUGACGAUGGAGAUCCACAAGAAUUAUCAUUUACCGCUGGUAUUGCCGAAGACAUGACGCAAAAUUGUCCGAAUGGAUGUAGCGGAAAGGGGGAGUGCCUUUUGGGACACUGUCAAUGUAAUCCCGGUUUCGGAGGAGAAGAUUGUGCGGACAGUGUUUGCCCGAUUUUAUGUAGUCAACGCGGAGAAUACAUAAAUGGAGAAUGCCAGUGUAAUCCCGGAUGGAAAGGUAAAGAAUGUAGUUUAAGACACGAUGAAUGUGAAGUUCCAGAUUGUAACGGACACGGACAGUGUCUUAAUGGAAAAUGCGUUUGCGUCGGAGGAUACAAAGGAAAAUUUUGCGAAGAAGUUGAUUGUCCGCAUCCGACAUGUUCCGGACACGGUUUUUGUUUGGAUGGAAUUUGCUUGUGUAAAAAAGGUUGGAAAGGAUCUGAUUGUUCAACAAUGGACAAUGAAGCUUUACAGUGUCUUCCGGAUUGUUCCGGACACGGAACUUUUGAUCUCGAAACUCAAACGUGUACCUGCGAACCUAAAUGGUCUGGUGACGAUUGCUCAAAAGAAUUGUGCGAUUUGGAUUGUGGAAUUCACGGACAUUGCGUUGGUGAUUCAUGCGUUUGUCAUAACGGUUGGUCUGGAGAAUAUUGCAGUUUGAAACAAUGCGAUUCCAGGUGCAACGAACACGGUCAAUGUAAAAACGGUACCUGUUUAUGCGUCACGGGAUGGAAUGGAAAACAUUGCACGUUAGAAGGAUGUCCUUCCGGUUGUUCCGGACACGGUCAAUGUCGCGUCAAUACCGUUGGAACAUGGGAAUGUAAAUGUUACGACGGAUGGAAUGGAAAAGACUGCGGAAUUCUUUUGGAACAAAGUUGUAACGACUCAAGAGACAAUGACAAAGACGGUUUGGUAGACUGCGAAGAUCCGGAUUGUUGCAACAGUCAUCACUGUCGAGGGAAUCAACAUUGCGUUACGGCACCCAAACCCAUAGAUAUACUAUUGAGAAAACAACCCCCUGCGGUAACGGCAUCAUUUUUCGAAAGAAUAAAAUUUUUAAUAGAAGAAGGAAGUCUUCAAAAUUAUGCUAAACAAGAAAAUUUCAACGAAAGUCGAUCUGCUGUUGUUCGUGGGAAAGUGACAACACCCUUAGGAAUCGGUUUGAUGGGGGUUCGUGUUAGUACGAGCACACCCCUAGAAGGUUUCACAUUGACGAGAGAAGAUGGUUGGUUUGAUCUUUUAGUUAAUGGAGGAGGUGCUGUCACUUUACAAUUCGGACGAUCUCCUUUCAGACCCCAAAGCAGAAUACUUAUGAUACCUUGGAACGAGAUCGUCAUUAUGGACAACGUAGUCAUGAGCAUGGGUGAGGAUAAAUCAAUAUCUUUAGCUCCUCAAACAUGUUCGGCGCAUGAUUAUGACGUAAUGAAACCUGUUGUACUCGCAACAUGGAAACACGGUUUUCAAGGGGCAUGUCCCGAUAAAAGCGCCAUAUUAGCCGAAUCACAGGUCGUGCAAGAAAGCUUGCAGAUACCAGGUACCGGUCUUAAUUUAGUAUACCACAGCAGUCGUGCGGCGGGAUACCUAUCGACGAUUCAAUUGCAAUUGACACCGGAAGUAAUUCCUUCGACGUUAAAAUUAAUACACCUUAGAAUAACGAUCGAGGGUAUUUUGUUCGAAAAAACAUUUGAAGCGGAUCCAAUAAUUAAAUUUACUUAUGCCUGGAACAGGUUGAACGUUUACAGGCAAAGAGUUUAUGGUGUCACGACGGCAUUGGUGAGAGUCGGUUACGAGUAUUCGGAUUGUAAAGAUAUUAUUUGGGAUGUGCAAACAACGAAAUUAUCGGGGCAUGAUAUGUCCAUUUCGGAAGUCGGCGGCUGGAAUUUGGACAUUCAUCACAGAUACAAUUUUCACGAAGGUAUACUGCAAAAGGGUGAUGGAUCAAAUAUUUACUUGAAACACAAACCCAGAGUUAUUUUAACAACAAUGGGUGACGGUCAUCAAAGAGCAUUAGAAUGUCACGAUUGUGAUGGUCACGCUGGAAAAAAACAAAGGCUUUUAGCACCGGUCGCUUUAGCUGCCGCUCCAGAUGGUUCGAUAUUUGUUGGAGAUUUUAAUCUUAUAAGAAGAAUUUUAACCGAUGGAACUGUUAAAACCGUCGUGAGGCUCAAUGCUACCAGAGUAUCUUACAGAUACCAUCUAGCUUUGAGUCCUUUGGAUCAAUCCGUUUACAUUUCCGAUCCGGAAUCUCAUCAAAUAAUUAAAAUAAAAAGCAUCGAUGAUUAUACCGAUCCUGAUCACAAUUGGGAACCCGUUGUUGGUUCCGGUGAAAGAUGUUUACCAGGAGAUGAAGCUCAUUGUGGCGAUGGAGCUUUGGCAAGGGAUGCAAAACUAGCGUAUCCGAAAGGAAUUGCCAUAUCCGCAGACAACGUACUUUAUUUUGCUGAUGGUACAAAUAUAAGAAUGGUCGAUCGGGAUGGAAUCGUCACUACCGUCAUUGGGAAUCACAUGCAUAAAUCUCACUGGAAACCCAUUCCCUGCGAAGGAACACUCAACCAAGAAGAAGUACAUUUAAGAUGGCCGACAGAACUCGCCAUCAAUCCUCUUGAUGGUUCACUGCAUUUGAUAGAUGAUCAUAUGAUUUUACAAUUAGCACCAGACGGUAGAGUAAAAGUUGUUGCUGGAAGACCACUUAAUUGUCCGACACCUUUAGGCGGAUAUCAUUCCGAGUUGGCUACUCAUGCCACUUUAGUUAUGCCACAAAGUAUCACUUUUGGACCAUCGGGAGAUUUAUACGUUGCAGAAAGCGAUUCUCAAAGAAUAAACAGAGUCAGAGUAAUAAGUACUGACGGUAAAAUAUCCCACUACGCUGGAGCAGAAUCCAAAUGCAAUUGUUUGGACAGAGGCUGUGACUGCUUCCAGGAGGAACAUUACCUCGCUGCGACAUCUAAAUUUAACACUAUUUCUUCAGUGACUGUCACUCCCGAUGGAACUGUACACAUUGCAGAUCAAGCUAACUAUAGAAUACGUUCGGUAGUAGCCAGCAUUCCCGAACCGAGUCCAAAUAGGGAAUAUGAAAUCUAUUCUCCAGACACUCAAGAAGUUUACAUUUUUAAUCGGUUCGGUCAACAUAUUGCCACGAAAAAUAUAUUAACGGGAGAAACAUCGUAUCUUUUCACAUAUAAUGUCAACACGAGUAACGGAAAGCUUAGCACCGUCACUGACGCAUCGGGAAAUAAAGUAUUCUUGCUCAGAGAUUACUCGAGUCAAGUGAAUUCAAUCGAAAAUACAAAAGGACAAAAAUGUCGAUUGCGAAUGUCGAGAAUGAAAAUGUUGCACGAACUAUCGACUCCUGAUAAUUACAACGUCACGUUUGAUUAUCACGGUCCUACGGGAUUGUUAAAAACGAAACUUGAUAGCACGGGAAGAAGUUACGUGUACAACUACGAUGAAUUUGGAAGGCUGACAUCAGCGGUUACUCCAACGGGUCGUGUCAUUAAUUUAUCUUUCGAUUUAAGCGUUAAAGGAGCAACGGUUAAAGCUGCACAAGGGAAUAGACGAUCGGUAUCGAUGCUAAUUAAAGGAUCGUCUGUGGCAACUAAAAUAGGAGAAGCCGUUUACGAAACAAUGUCCGAAGAAAACGGUUCCGUAUGGAGUAAAAUGCCUUGGGGUCAUACGAUAGCCACGGAAGUUGUACCGUACACGGUUUUAGCCGAUUUAGAUCCCGUACUUGGUGAAAGUUUUCCUGUACCGGCAAAACAAAAGACUGAAAUAGGUGGGGAUUUAGCAAACCGUUUCGAAUGGCGAUAUUUCCUACGAAGAGCACCCACCGGUAAAAGCAACAGCAAAAGUGGUAAAACAAUUGUUCAAGUCGGUAGAAAAAUACGAGUUAACGGUGAAAAUUUAUUAUCGUUGGAAUACGACAGAGAAACCGGAACCGUGGCUGUUUUUAUGGGUGACGACAAAUUAGAAUUAUUAAAUGUAACCUACGAUAAAACAGCACGUCCGAUUAAAUGGGGACCGAGAAAUGGAAUUUUUGCCGGAGUCGACCUCGAAUACGACAGAUUUUCCAGAUUGAUAAGUUGGACUUGGGGUGAUUUAACAGAAAAAUAUGCAUUCGAUCAAGCUGGAAGAUUGAACGAAAUCAAAUACAGCGAUGGAACUUCCAUGAUGUACGCAUUCAAAGACAUGUUCACGAGCUUGCCAUCGAAGGUUUCCACUCCUCGAGGUAGCGAUUACCUUUUACAAUACGACGAAGCUGGUGCUUUGCAAUCUUUGACGACUCCCAGAGGUCACAUACACAGGUUUUCGUUACAAACAUCAUUGGGAUUUUUCAAAUAUCAAUAUUUUUCACCCAUGAACAGACAUCCUUACGAAAUUAUUUACAACGAUGAUGGACAGAUAUUAGCCAAAGUGAGUCCUCAUCAAUCCGGUAAAGUUGCUUACGUAUAUGAUUCGACAGGAAAAUUGGAAACCGUUUUAGCCGGUUUCACAUCAAUUCAUUACACAUAUCAAGAAAGUACAAAUUUAGUUAAAAACGUUGAUAUUAUCGAACCCAAUUUCGAUAUGAAAAUCGAAUAUCGAUAUCAUUCUGGAAUAUUAAAAGAUGAAAGAGUCAAAUUCGGUUCAAAAAGCGGUUUGAAUAAUGCCCAUUACAAGUAUCAAUACGAUGGUAAUGCAAGGCUAUCGGGUAUCGAUGUUGAACUCGACGGAAAAGAACUACCGCAAUUGAGAUUAAAAUACAAUCAAAACUUGGGCAUGCUUGAAGGCAUAUCCGACUUAAGAGUGUACAAGAACACUUUCAACAGAUCCGUGUUACAGGACAAUGCCAAACAAUUUUUUACAAUAACCGACUACGAUGAUCACGGUCGAAUAAAAACGUUACUCAUGAACAUAAAAGGCUUCGAUGUGUAUCGAAUGGAACUUGACUACGAUCAAAGAAACAGAAUCAAAACACAAAAACUAUCGAUCGGCAGAUCAAACAUAUUGGACAAAGUGACCUACAAUGCUGACGGUCACGUCAUGGAAGUAACGGGUACGAACAAUUGGAAAUACGUUUACGACGAAAAUGGUAACAUAAUAGGAAUAUUUGAAAACGGUGAAAAAAUGACUUUGGGUUACGACAGCGGCGACAGAGUCGGAAAAUUUAGAGAUGUUGAAUUUAACGGUUACGACGGUAGAGGCUACGUCGUGAGAAGAGGGGAUCAUAAAUAUCGAUACAAUUCAAAAGCUCAAAUGACACACGCAUUCGAAAGAGAUCGUUUUGCAACGUGGUAUUAUUACGAUGAUAGAGGCAGGCUAAUAUCGUGGCACGACGAAAGAGGAAACAUAACACAAUAUUUUUACGCAAAUCCGAUAACUCCAGAUUUGAUCACGCACGUACAUUUUCCAAAAACCGGAAGAACUUUUAGAUUUUUAUACAAUGACCAACAAACGUUGUUAACCGUUGAAACGAGCGAACAACGUUUUUACGUGGCAUCAGAUCAAAAUGGUUCUCCAUUAGCUCUGUUCGAUACGAACGGUAAUAUAAUAAAAGAAGUUAGGAGAACACCUUUCGGUAAAGUUUUGAAAGAUUCAAAUCCCGACUUUUACCUUCCCGUCGAUUUUCACGGGGGACUGUUGGAUCCAAAUACUGGAUUAGUUUAUCUUAAUAAACGUUGGUACGAUCCAAUGAUCGGACAGUGGAUGACGCCAGCUUGGGAAGAACUUGCCAACCAACUCACGACACCCACGGAUGUCUUCAUUUACAGAUUUAACAAUAACGAUCCGAUAAAUCCGAAGAAUCCGAACAACAUAACGUACAUGACAGAAUUAGACAGUUGGCUCAAAUUGUACGGUUACAAUUUGAAUAAUAUUUUGGGAGCUUUGUACACCCAAAGACAAGUUUACAAACCAACUGCCAAAAUAACAUCACCGCAACUUUCACCCGAUUUUGGUAUCAUGUCUGGAUUACAAUGCAUAGUUCACAAGAUAACGGACAAAUUUUCAGAUUUGGGUUUUGUGCCAAAACCACUGCUCAAAAUGGAGCCUAAAACCCGAAAUCUUCUACCAAGGGUAGCAUAUCGUCGUGCCGUUUUCGGAGAAGGUGUAUUGAUAUCGAGAGUCGACGGUAGAGCCAUGGUCAGCGUCGUAGACGGAGUGAACAGCGUGGUUCAAGAUGUCGUGACAUCAGUUUUCAACAAUUCAUUUUUCUUAGACCUUCAUUUUAGUUUACACAAUCAAGACGUAUUUUAUUUUGUAAAAGACAACCCUUUGAAAAUAAGGGACGACAUGGAAGAACUUCGUCGUUUGGGUGGAAUGUUCAACGUUUCAACUCACGAAAUAUCCGAACACGGAACUCAGGGUGCUAAAGAAUUAAGACUGCAUAAUCCGGAUGCUGCCGUCUUUAUAAGAUACGGUGCGGAUCCGGAUCAAGAAAGACAUAGAAUAUUAAAACACGCUCAUAAGAGAGCCGUGGAAAGAGCUUGGGAAAUGGAAAAACAAUUGGUCGCGGGUGGACUCCAGGGACGCGGCGAUUGGACGGAAGAAGAAAAAGAAGAACUUUUACUACACGGCGAAGUCGACGCGUACGAAGGUGUCGACAUACACAAUCCGCACAAAUACCCUCAGCUAGCAGACGACCCUGGAAACAUAGCAUUUAAAAAAGAUUCGAAAAGGAAAAGGAGAAAAAUCGGUAGGAGACCGAUAAGAUCUCACAAACACGAUUCGUGA
Pediculus humanus corporis (human body louse) is the source of this 7800-nucleotide messenger RNA. Its product is annotated as type II transmembrane protein, putative. The transcript has 22 exons. The record is from RefSeq and is a predicted model, not a curated record. Gene Ontology annotation, biological process: motor neuron axon guidance. NCBI's taxonomy places the organism in Eukaryota, Metazoa, Arthropoda, Insecta, Psocodea, Pediculidae. The coding region runs from base 1 to 7800 and encodes 2599 amino acids.